This is a messenger RNA of Eruca vesicaria subsp. sativa (arugula), 3274 nucleotides long. Lineage: Eukaryota; Viridiplantae; Streptophyta; Magnoliopsida; Brassicales; Brassicaceae. The record is from the annotation of a GenBank genome assembly.
AUGGAAGCUGCUAUUGAGAUUAGUUCUGGUAGUAGUAGUAGUAGUUAUAGUGAUAGUGGUAGUGAUGACGAGGUAUCAGAGCCCAUUAGGCAAGAACCUAGAACCAGGAGCAGUACCGCAGGGCUAUUUGGUAGCAGUAGCUUCCCUCAAAAGGGUUCCUCUGAGGUUAAUAAUAGUCAAGCUUCUAGCAGUGGUGCCCCAUCUCUCCCAAGAGACUCUAAAGAACCUACAGUGAGUGAGAAUGUUGUUUCUGGUGUGGUUAAUGAGAAUAUGCCUCCUCAACAAGCAAUGAAAAGGACCCUUCCACCCUCUUUUAAUCCGCCUCCUGCUCCUUCAAGAAGUGCUAAUAGUAUAAGUCAUGACAACGGGGGUGAUAAUACUACUAGUACAGAUGUAGGCAACAAGAAUACUACUCAAGCUUCUCGCAGUGUUGCAUCGAGUUAUAAGCCAAGAGACUCUACAGGGAAUGAGAAUGUUGUUUCUGGUGUGGAUGACAAGAAGCUGCCUGCUCAACAACCUAUGAAAAGAACCCUUCCACCCUCUUUUAAUCCGCCUCCUAAUCCCUCAAGAACUGCUAUAACUCAUGGAAACGUGGCAGAUUCUGCUGUAGGCAACAACAAGAAUGCUUUUGGUGAUGGUUACCGUGGAACUCAUGCUGACAUCGGAAUUCAGCGUGGCAUGAAUGGGGUUAGGAUCCUGCCUCCAUCUAUGACGCAUGGAGCAUCUGCUUCUCCUUUGCAUUAUGGUGGUCCAAGUGAUUCAAUGCACAGGGUUGUUGGGAUUGGUGGUGAAGACAGGAGUUCUGAGAACGAUGAGAGGCUCAUCUAUCAGGCUGCAUUACGGGAUUUGAAUCAAUCCAAGAACGAAAUGGAUCUACGUCCUGGUACUCUUUCAGUUUCUCUCAUGAGGCAUCAGAAAAUCGCAUUGGCAUGGAUGUAUCAGAAGGAAACAAGUAGUUUGCAUUGCUCGGGAGGGAUAUUAGCAGAUGAUCAGGGACUUGGUAAGACAGUCUCGACGAUUGCUCUUAUCUUGAAGCAAAAGUUCGAAUCACAAAUAAAAUCUGAAACUUCAAGCAAGCAAGAAGCUGAAAUACUGGACCUGGAUGCUGAUGAUGAGUCAGAAACUCCAAAGCAUGAAAGUGAAAGUCAUGUGAAACCAGAGGUCAAGGUUUCAAGCAGUCCAGAGACAAAGAAAGCCAAAGAUGAAGAAGAAGCGAGUAAUUUGAAACAGAAAUUUAACAGAAAGAGGCCAGCUGCUGGUACAUUAAUCGUCUGUCCAGCGAGUAUUGUAAGGCAGUGGGCAAGAGAACUUGAUGAGAAGGUUUCUUAUGAAUCCAGACUCUCUGUUUUAAUCUACCAUGGUGGUAAUAGGACCAAAGAUCCUAUUGAAUUAGCACAGUACGAUGUGGUUGUCACAACGUACGCUAUUGUGGCCAAUGAAGUUCCCAAAGAGUCAUUGGUGGAUGAUGGUGAGGAUGAUGAAAAGUAUACUGAAAACAAAGGCUUCUCCGACUAUAGGAAACGUAAAGUUGCAGAGGGUGCUAGUAAGAAGAGUAAGAAGAGAAAAGGCAUGGAUUCUUCUUCUUCUUUUGAUGCUGAUUGUGGUGCUCUGUCAAGAGUUGGGUGGCUAAGAGUAGUACUAGAUGAAGCUCAGACAAUUAAGAAUCAUAGGACACUAGUAGCAAGAGCCUGUUGCACUCUUCGAGCCAAAAGGAGGUGGUGUUUGUCUGGAACGCCAAUACAAAACACCAUUGAUGAUUUGUAUAGCUAUUUCAGGUUCCUUAAGUAUAAUCCGUAUGCCGUGUACAAGUCAUUUUACCAUACAAUCAAGGUUCCAAUCUCCAGAAACUCUCUUAAUGGUUACAAAAAGCUUCAAGCUGUUCUAAGGGCUAUAAUGCUGCGCCGUACCAAAGAAACGUUGCUUGAUGGGCAACCCAUAAUCAAUCUACCACCAAAGAAAAUUAAUAUGAGAAAGGUGGAGUUUUCUGUGGAGGAGAGGUCUUUCUACAAGAAGCUUGAAUCAGAUUCACGGCAACAAUUUAAGGCCUAUGCUGCUGCAGGAACUUUGAGCCAAAACUACGCAAAUAUUCUUCUGAUGCUUUUGCGUCUACGCCAAGCUUGUGACCACCCACAACUUGUCAAGGGAUAUAACUCAGAUCCUGUUGGAAAAGAAUCAAGAGAAGCAGUUAAAAGACUCCCUAGGGAGGCUCGAAUCAACUUGCUCAAUCGCUUAGAGUCAUCAUCUGCCAUCUGCAAUAUCUGUAAUGAUCCACCAGAAAACCCUGUUAUUUCGCUGUGUGGCCAUGUGUUUUGCUAUCAGUGUGUUUCAGAACAUAUCACUGGGGAUGAGAACGUGUGCCCUGUAAGGAGAUGCAGAGAAGACUUUGGGCGUGAUGUUGUUUUCUCUAAAUCUGCUCUUAGGAAUUGCCCCACCAAUGAUGUAGGUGGCAGUUCUUCACAGCGUAAAUCAUUUUCUCAGAAAAGCGAGUUUAGUUCAUCAAAAAUCAAAGCUGUCCUAGACAUUCUGCAGUCGCUUUCCAAACAAGGCAGUCGAAACUCAGCACAGCAGCCACAUGACGAUGACGACGAUGUUACCUUUGUAGAGCCAACGACUCUUCACUCAUCUUCACCUAGCCAGGGCCCAAUAAAGACGAUAGUGUUCUCUCAGUGGACUGCUAUGCUUAACUUUGUUCAGAUGAGUUUUAUUGAAAAUGGUAUAGAGUUCAGAAGAUUAGAUGGUACAAUGAGCCUAGCAGCAAGAGACAGGGCUGUAAAAGAAUUCAGCAGAGAUCCAGAUGUAGAGGUAAUGCUGAUGUCACUAAAAGCUGGAAACCUUGGGCUGAAUAUGGUAGCUGCAUGUCAUGUUAUUCUCUUGGAUCCUUGGUGGAAUCCAUCAACCGAAGAUCAAGCUAUUGAUCGUGCACAUCGUAUUGGACAAACUCGGCUAGUUAGUGUAACUCGUGUUACUGUAAAAGAUACUGUUGAGGAUAAAAUUUUGAAACUUCAGGAAGAGAAGAGGAAAAUGGUUGCAUCUGCGUUCGGUGAAGAACAUGGUGGAAGCUCUGCGACUCGUCUAACAGUAGACGAUCUCAAAUUUCUUUUCAUGGCGUAGAUCAACUGGCUCUCUGCGCUAUGUGUAGCCUUAUAGUGGCUGCUUAGGUUGCAUAGUAUUACUAUAUAUUGGAGAUUAUGCCCAGCGUUUUUUGAUCAGGAAGAAACCUCUUUGCUGCUUUUGUAACUGACAGUUCAAUACUGUGGCUCUCCUAGGAUAUUAA